Tarenaya hassleriana is the source of this 715-nucleotide messenger RNA. Its product is annotated as remorin. Bases 114 to 536 code for a protein of 140 amino acids. The record is from RefSeq and is a predicted model, not a curated record. The transcript is spliced from 4 exons. NCBI's taxonomy places the organism in Eukaryota, Viridiplantae, Streptophyta, Magnoliopsida, Brassicales, Cleomaceae.
UUUUUUCCAAUUAUAUAUUUGAAUUUUUUCCAAGUAUUCUUCUCUGCAAAAAUAUAAUCUCAGUAACUGUAAGAGGGGAAGAGGAGGAAAAUAGGGAAGAAGGAAACCCUAAUAUGGGACACGAUGAACUACUAAAGAAGAAGAUCACUUGGGCUUCGAAUGAAAGUGAGGAACUUUAUAAAAUAGAGAAAGAGAAGAGUCUCGCUUUGAUCAAAGCAUGGGAAGACAAUGAAAAGGCAAGAGCUAACACCAAGGCUUACAAAGAGCUAUGUUGCCUAGAUGAAUGGGAGAACAAGAAGAAGGCAGCAUUAGAGGCCAAGUUGAAAAGCAUCGAGGAAGAUUUGGAAAGAAUGAAGGAGAAAUACAACGAAGAAUUCAAGAACAAAAUACCCGAAAUCGAAAAGACGGCGGAAGAGAAAAGGGCAAAAAUCGAAUCACAAAAGGGGGAAGAAAUCAUCAAAGUGAAAGAAAUGGCCGACAAGCUCAAAUCAAGCUCCAAAGCUUAUCCACCCAAGAGAAUAUUCGGAUGUUUCUAGAAACUUCUCUUCUGCCUUCUCUUCCCGUUCCUUCGCAUCUAUACGUACGCACGUGUGUGUACCUACGUGUAAUCAUGUAUAAAUACAAUUCGAUUGAUUUAUGAUCCGUCUCAUUAUUAUUGGAGACAUAAAUAAUAUUUUCUCAUGCAGAUGUUCAAUUUCGGGUUAUGAUGUUCAAA